This is a messenger RNA of Malassezia vespertilionis, 957 nucleotides long. It is a transcript of the gene MRPS5, whose product is annotated as 28S ribosomal protein S5, mitochondrial. NCBI's taxonomy places the organism in Eukaryota, Fungi, Basidiomycota, Malasseziomycetes, Malasseziales, Malasseziaceae. The transcript has a single exon. The coding region runs from base 1 to 957 and encodes 318 amino acids. Gene Ontology annotation, cellular component: ribosome. The record is from RefSeq and is a predicted model, not a curated record. Gene Ontology annotation, biological process: translation. Gene Ontology annotation, molecular function: RNA binding; structural constituent of ribosome.
AUGGGCGUGCGCUUCAUAGCCAGCAAGGCGGACGAACCUGUGCAUGUGCAUGAGAAAGAGAGUGUUUCGCAAGGCAGCGGAGCGAGCGCAUCGGCGAUGCAGCGCGCCCUGCCGCUGGUCUUCUCGCGCAUCGACUUGGAGCAAUUCCCGCGCCUCUUGCAAAAACACGAUCCAAUUCUCGAUGGCGCACAAGGCGAUGUGAUGCGAAAGGAUCCAGACGAGCAGAAUCCGUUUGGAAGCAGUGUCGCCGUUUACAAUGACGGGGACAAGCACUUUCCCACGCCUCCCCCUGCCAUCCAAGCAGUGAUGCGCGCGAGUGGCGGCGCUGGCGAAGAAGUCAACUCAGAAAGCUAUCUGAGCUCGGUUACGCCGCUUACUGCGCCCGAGGUGCAGGCGCUGCAUCGGUACAAUAUUAAACUUAAACGCGUCGUGAACAUGACUGGAAAAGGCCGUGUAGCAAGCUGGUAUGCCCUGGUGGUGGCUGGAAACGGCCGCGGGCUUGUAGGCUACGGCGAAGGCAAAGAUACCAAUGCGGGCCGCGCAAACAAAAAAGCGUUCCACGCCGCUGCAAAAAAUAUGGACCUUGUCGCGGUCCACCGCGCAAAGAGCGGGUCCAACACGGUGGAAACCACCGUCGAAGGCCAUUGGAGCGCGACGAGAGUCGUCAUACGCCCCCGUCCCGCUGGUUUUGGUCUGCGUGUCCCUGAUGUCAUUCAUCCCAUUGCGCGCGCCGCGGGAUUUACGGACCUGAAUGCGGCUAUUUACGGGUCGACAAACGCAAUGAACGUCGUCAAAGCCACCUUCCAGGUCCUCUGGGGCGGCAGUGCGCCGAUCGGCAUGGGUGGCGGUGUGCGUGGAAAAAUGCGCCGCAACGACAAAGGCCAAGGCGCACUCUCGCGCCGCGAUAUGGAGCUUAGCCGCGGGCGCAAACUCGAAGAGUUAGACAUGUUUCGGUAG